UGUAAGGGGAACAGAUUCACUCUGGUCAGGUAACCAAACAGACGUAUCUCUGAAUAUCAACUGCUUUAUCCUAUCAAGUAAAGAACAACUCGUGGCCACUGAACUGAUUUUCGUGAGUCAUCAUUUCUAUUGAAGCAAAAUUGAUCAAUCAUACCUUAUUUCAUCUCUUAUAGGUCGAAUUUACUACUGCAAUGAGGAUGUACUUAGCAGUUCUCUUAUUGUCUUCAACCUUCUGUUAUACACAAGCUUGGCCUACACAAGAAGGCAAGUACUUGAAUAUGUUAUAUCUUAGCUGCAUUCGAAGAGGAGGAUCUAAAUCAGUUAUAAUAUGCGAGGCUCCAAAAGAGACUUUGUCAAUUCCGUGUCGCGCCGCAAUUUUUCAUUCCAUUCCGCCAUCCCACCGCAAUGAACAUUUUCAUCCCGAUCCCGCCUUUUAUUCUAUGCCGCCGAUCCCUGCCCAUGUUGUUCAAGUUCACCGCCGUAUUUAAACUGGUGGACAAAUUAUAGUCAUCAUAAUAUUGAUAAUGUACUCUCAUUUCUCAUAACUCUCAUGAGGCAAAACCGAGCUUUAAAAUGCGUUAAAAUACGUGUUGAAGCCAAAGAAAAUCUCAGCGACACGUAGGCUGUGUCAUUUCAUACGCGGUUUAUUGGGAUUACUAAUUUAAGCCCGUUUAUAAAGCAAAUAAAUACUUUUUGAUGUAUCUUAGGUCGUGUAGCCAAUAACUUGAGCUGAAUUAUGAUCUCGGCUACGACCAUCCUAUCCCGCUUCGAAACAGAGCAUAUCCCGUUCGUACCUUCCUAUUUUCAUCCCGCAUCUCGCCUUUAAUAUUACUAACCCUCAUCGGGCACCUAUGAUUAUCGGGCCCUCAUAUGCCUGUGCAAAGUUAUGGAACAUUUUUCCUAUUGUACGUGUUAUAAAGUCAACCCAUAAAGUAUCUAAACUGAUUCCGUCAAAUAAUUUUUAUUAGAAAAUUAUGAGGACCUCUUCAAAUAUUGAGAUCACGGUUUGAUUACGUAAUUAUCCUUAAGGACUUGUGCGCAAGUUUCAAUCCAAGUAACGAAAAUAAGAAGUUUUUAUCAAAAAGACUUUCUAAGAUGAUCAACCAUGAGCGUGUCAAUCUUGAUGUAAGUCGCCAGAGAUAAUCAUAAUAUUCUUCCACCAUGGAGAGGAGAGUGAUGGCACCGGGAACAUGACAUCAAAAUUACUAACAGUAAACGUUGAAGACAAGGACAAGCAACACGCGUUAAGUUACGAAUGAAGCUGGUCAGUUUGAGAAACGCAGGUCAACCGAGCUAAAUUGCAUCAAAGCAGUGACUGCUUUGAUGCAAUUUAGCUUGGUUGACCUUUAGGGGCUUUUUUAUACAAUCUCAGUCUGUAGCUGGUAUAUGUAUUUCUCCUGUUUUUCACAGUAAGAAGCGCCCUUGUUUGUGAAGGAGGGAAGCAAAAAAUCAGGUGCACACAUCAAAAGAUUCAGAUCAUUUCUGCAGUCUAUGGAAGAACAGACCGCUCCGUGUGUCAGUGGGGAUUGGAUUGGACGGUUGCUUGGUUAUGGAAUGUCAACUGCCGCGCAGCUAAUACAUUGGCUAUUGUUAAAAAUGAAUGUGAAACCCUGUCCGAAUGCGAGUUGCAUGCCAACAACGCAGAAUACGGAGACCCGUGCUUCGGAACGAAGAAAUAUCUCACGGUAAAUAAUCGUUUAUUUUUACGUACGGUUUUCGAAAAAAUAAUUUUUUGCUCUUAAACCCAAAUGUCUGUGAUUUAUCUCUUUAAAUAGGACUAAGAAGUGUUUUUCUGUUCUGCACUCGUAACAAACUUUCAACACAUUUGUUCUCGUGUGUAUAUAUAUAUAUAUAUAUAUUGUAUAUGCAUUUAUGUUUUUAUCUAUGUUUAUGACUCAGCAUUAAUGUUAUUACGACUCUAUUGGCUACUUUACGUCACGUGGAACAAAAUCACUAGAUAUUUAUGACGUAAGAGCCCUCAUUUACGUUACUCUUCUUCGAAUAGAAACAAACCUAGUUGAAAAAGCCAGCUUGAGUGUCACUCUUUCAUCUUUGUUACUUUACAGGGAAGAAAAACCAACUCGUUUUGUAGAGUCCAGUUAACCCUUUGUAUACCAAGGGGGGUGGUAUUUAUUUGUCACAAAAAUGAGUACAUUAUACAAGAAUGCUUGUCAAGCCUGCUCUUUACAACAAAACCCUAUAAAACUAUAUAUAUUUGGGAAGUGCAUUAAAAAUAUACUUUCACAACAAUUAUAGAAAUUGACACAUGUCAAAAUUGUGACGUCACAAUAAGCAUAAUUUGCAUAAUUAUGCAAAUUUCUAAAGGAACUUUGAAAUCACCAGCUCUAAACAAACAAUUCCAACUUUUGGUUUCUUACUGGAAAUUCUAAUCACCUUUUAACACAAUUUCAAAAGGUAAGAAAUAUUAAUUAGGGCAAUAACCCUCCUUUUAGAGAAUUUAAGACAGAUUAAUAAUUGCCUUUCAUAAAGUAAAAAUUGAGUAAAAUAUAAAUGAAAUAAGAAAUAUUCAAAAGAUGCAAACAGUUUCUUUAUCGGUUAUAUAGCCAAUAGUUAUGUACCACACUUGCACAAAACUAUGCUCUCACAUUAACCAAGAGUUAAUUUCUUAAUGAUCUUCUUCUUCCUCUUUGAUAUGGCCUCCCUCUUCCUUCUUUUUUAGCCGACGGGGACCAUUUCGACUUUCAUCAUCAUAGUAAAAGUCUCGAACGUGUGGUACCUUUGAAAACAAGGCUCAGGGCACAUUCUAACACCACAAAUUGCACAGCUGUAUAUUGUUUUCACUUUCUGGAUAUGGACCUUGCAAGUUAAUCUUGUUUCAUUGCUCACAGGGUAAUGGAAAUGAUCCGGUUGAAUCUUAUGUCAGGGAUAGCAACAGGAGUUUCCACAAAUCCCGUGUCUCUCUUGAAAGCACUUGCCUUGAACUAAUGUGCUGACCAGCUCCUUUCUGAACUGCAGUGCUCUUAGACUGGCAUGAUUCUGGGAUUUGGUGUGGAGAAUGUGUGCAUUUGAUACACACACCUCUAUCAAAUAAAAAAACACUUUGUAAUACCAGACUGACCCCUUCAUAAGUCUGGCAUAUGCGACAGUUAAGCUGGUCAGACACAUCUACACCACCCAUAUAGGUGUUGUAGAGGUCAAUAACACCUGGUCUAGAAAAUUGCUUCUUCUCCCACUUCCCAUUUACUUUUACUGACCGCUGAACUGGGCUCGAGUCCAUUGUACUGGUGGGAAGGGUAGCUAACACACUAACUGGCUUCCUGUCACGCCAUGUCACGCAAGUCAAAUUUCCCUUUUGCCUGUACCUCUCCUCUUUUAAGAUCUUUCACUGCUUUUUCCUUCACACCACAAAUCUCUCUUGGUAAGGCUACCCUGUUGGCCCGAACUGUGCCACAUGCAAGGGUUUUUCUUUCUUCUAACUCUUCAAACAAAGCAACAGAAGUAUAAUAAUUGUCCAUGAAGGCAUAAAAUCCCUUAUCUAGAUAAGGUUGCAACACAGACAUAACUGCCUUCCUUCCUAAGUCUUUCUGAACUUCAUUAUUCUCCUUGCCAGUAUAAAUCUUGCUGUUCAACACAUAGCCACUGGUGGAUUCUGCAAGUGUGAAAGCCUUUAUUCCAAAUCUUCCUGGCUUUAUAGGGAUAAACUGUCUGAAAUGCACUUUGCCUUUGAACUUAAUUAAAGUCUCAUCUAUGGCAAGUUGCCGCUCAGGGGUGUACACUUCCUGAAACCUUGCUAUGACCAAAUCUAGGAAAGGCUGGAUUUUGUACAGCUUAUUGUAGUCUGCGGAGUCGCGUGGGGGAGCAAGGGUGUUGUCAGCAAAGUGCAGAUACCGCAAAAUUUGUAGGAAUCGAGUUCGGGACAUCACGGAUGGGAAGAAAGGAGAACUUAGGACAGGAUCAGUACUCCAGUAAGAACUAAGGUUCGGUUUAGUAACCAGCCCCAUAUUUAGGUACAGACUAAUCCAGGCCUUCAUUUCACUUUCUGUGACUGGAUACCAAACAGAGCUUUCUGUUGGCCCUCUCUUCUGUUCUGCAUAUAAAUUAGUCUGACUAACUAACAACUGCCAUACCUCUUGUGUGAAAAACAGCUCCAAAAAAUCCAAACACGAUUUCAGGUUUCUUGUAGUGACAUUUAUUUCAGGUUCUUCACUAAACUCAAUAUCUACUCUGCGUCCAAUUUCUCUAGACCAAUCUUCUUCAUCCAAUUCCACUUCGUUGUCAGUGUGAUCUUCCUCUUCCAACUCUUCGCUAGAAUCGUCAGAGCUUGAUUCCGAUGCACUAGAGUAAAAUUCCUCAUCAGAGGCUCGAUGCUCGAUGAAAUUCGCUAAAGGCAAGUCUUCUUCGUCGAUAAAUUGAAUUUCAACAUUGUUUUGAUCGUCGAAAUGUAGUUCAGCAUCACCUUCAAGAGCCGCCAUUUUUAAAUCUCCCCGUUCAAAACGUCUAAAUCACAAAAAGCCUCAAAAUUCGCCCAAAAACAAGCUCGAUGGAAGAAAUCCUCGAAAAAACUAAUUAACGACUAUAUGUAAUAUACAUUGAAAUGUAGUAUUAGUUUCCAGCCCCUCAAAGUGCUCUUUUCAGGCCGCCCGAAUGGGGUCUGUAUUUAAGUGGCCAUAUAUGGCCACUUGGUACGCAAAGGGUUAAAGAGCCAUUUCAAAUAAAGCUAAUCUCAAAUACUACUCUGGAAAAAACAAAAAAAACAUUUGCACAUUCAAUUUCACAUUUGCCCUCAAGCUUCGCUUCUCUGCCAAAUAUUCAUUUUCGGGACAAUCUUUUAACCGCGGACAUUAUCAGCCGACAUAGCAGUCGCCUUAAGAGACCAGUUUAUUUACUAAAUAUUUUUUCAAGGGUGCAUGUGCCUUGUACAUUAGAAGUGUCUCUGUGGACUGAACUUAGUGAACACGAAUUUAUUCAUUGUAAAAGUGUCGCCUAAGAAAUUGCAAACUCCUCCGGCUCAGUACGCGUAAACGUUAUUAGAUAACUAAAAUGUUUGUGGCCAGACCAAAAAGAAUUCAUAGGAACCUGAACAAAACAUUUCGAUUUAUCACUGCGGAGUGAGAAACUCAGAACAAGUUGAGUAUCAUGGACUUUUCAAAAAGAGACCUAAAACUAGAUGAUGAGGUUUUUAUUGAUAGCAUCAGUAAACGCAUUGUAUACAUUUUGUUCCCAUUGGUCAAAUACAGGUGUAUCGGCCGGAUUAUACCAGAUGACACCAAGAGAGCUCGCGUAUGUGAAAAUCACAAAAUGUCACUCGAAUGUCCUGAGAGACGCAAUAUCGACAUCGUAUGGGCAAACUUUGGCCGUCUCAAGGGUGCUCACAUCUGUGGUGACGGUUUCUUUGGAAUAUUUUCCUGGAACCAAGCCUGCCAGCAUCAAGUGGCCUCCAAGGCUAUUGCCAAGCAAUAUUGUCAAGACAAGGAACAU
Messenger RNA from Pocillopora meandrina, 5439 nucleotides. Lineage: Eukaryota; Metazoa; Cnidaria; Anthozoa; Scleractinia; Pocilloporidae. The record is from the annotation of a GenBank genome assembly.